GGUUCUCAUAUCGAACGUCACUGAUAAAAUAGAGAACAAAACAGCCCGAAUAUCGCAUUUUUUUUGUUGUUUUUGUUUCUUUUAUUGGUCGACAUUUUCUUAUUUCGUUCGUUCGUUUUUUUUUGAUGAUCAUCAACUACAAAUGGUUGAAUAUAUUGCCGUUUUAUUCUGUUGAUGAUUAUUAUUAUCAUCAUAUUUUUUUGUGUUCAAAUCAUUAUCGUCAUUACGAAGACAUAUUGAAAUUGUUUUUUUUUGAUCUCAUAUUUAAAAAUCCAUUACCAUUAUCAGCGGAAAAAUGUCACGUGCUUUUGGACAAACAAUUCAACCAAAUGGCCAACGAAAAGCAUUGGCCUGUAUUAGUCAAAAUCCUGCCAACAACAAUAAUAAUAAACAGAAUGUUCUUGCUCAGAAACCAAAUAAUAACCAUCAUCAUCAAUAUGGACCAAAUAAUUUUUCAUCAUUAAAAUCACAAUCAUUUGUUACAUCAUUGCCAAAAUCAGUAUCGACAUCUAUUCUAGAUGAUCAAGAAAAUGUUUGCAUUAAACAACAGUAUCUACAGCAGCAACAAAAACAACAACAACAAACAUUCAAGAUUUAUAAAGAUGUUCAAAGUCCAAUUGUUGUUGAACAAUCAAUACAAGAAAAAUCUAUUUGUUCUGAUUAUCAAAAUGUUCGUGAUCAAUGUUUGCAAUCAUUUUCUGACAAAGAGAAUGAUCAAAAGAAUGAUGUCUGCUCGAAUACUGAUAACGAUGUUGAUGAUGAUGAUGAUAUCGAUAUGGUUGUCGAUGACAAUGAUGAUUUGGAUAAUCAAAAAGAAAAUUGUCAAUCAGUUUUAUCAUUACAUUCGGAUAUAAGUUAUGUGCAACAUUAUCCAGAAUUGGAUUUACUUAGCGAUUAUUCAUUGAAUAUUUGGCAGUAUAUGCUUGAAAAAGAACGACAAUUUAUGCCGAAUCCAUUCUAUAUGAGUAAACAACAAAAUAUCAAUACAAAAAUGCGUUCAAUCCUAGUCGAUUGGUUGGUCGAUGUUGCCGAUGAAUAUAAAUUAAAAGAUGAAACACUAUUUUUGACCAUCAACUAUAUCGAUCGAUUUUUAUCGAAAUUUUCUAUUACAAGACAAGAAUUUCAAUUAUUAGGUACCUCAGCUUUAUUUAUUGCUUCAAAAUAUGAAGAAAUCUAUCCACCAGAAUUGGCAGAAUUUGUAUAUAUUACGGAUGAUUCAUUCACUAAAGCACAGAUAUUGGUCAUGGAAAAAACCAUAUUGAAUGGUUUGUCAUUCGAUGUUUCAGUGCCAACAAGUAAUUAUUUUCUGGACAUGUUUUCAACUGCACUUGUUUUGGACAAACAAAUAUAUUGUCUUGCCAAAUAUUUAAAUCUUUUGACCACGUUAGAAUGUACACCAUUUUUAAAGUAUUAUCCAAGUGAAAUUGCCAUUUGUUCAAUAAUGUUGGCUGGUAAAAUUUUACGAAUUUCAAAUAUUAUUUCCGAUGAUUUUUACAACACAUUAUCAUAUGAAAAACAAUUAGCCAAUCAAGGUGAUCCAUUACAAUUGUUGAUUGAACGAAAUAAUCUAUUGGAAGCAUUGAAUCAAUUACGUUUGUAUGCAAAUAAACAUCCACAGCAAGCAAUUCAGAAAAAAUAUUCUGAAGAUAAAUUUUACAAUGCAUCUAGGAUCGCUGAUGAAGCAAAUAUUUGAAUGAAAAUGAUAAUAUUGUCUACUUAUUUUUUUUAAAAGAAAACAUUGAAUGACGAAAUGUUUG
Molecule: messenger RNA, 1757 nt
Organism: Dermatophagoides farinae (American house dust mite)
Lineage: Eukaryota; Metazoa; Arthropoda; Arachnida; Sarcoptiformes; Pyroglyphidae
Product: G2/mitotic-specific cyclin-A-like
Biological process (GO): mitotic cell cycle phase transition
Molecular function (GO): cyclin-dependent protein serine/threonine kinase regulator activity
Source: RefSeq, a predicted model, not a curated record